Molecule: messenger RNA, 868 nt
Organism: Camelina sativa (false flax)
Lineage: Eukaryota; Viridiplantae; Streptophyta; Magnoliopsida; Brassicales; Brassicaceae
Source: RefSeq, a predicted model, not a curated record
ACGCACCACAACCACCACACUUCCACCCAAUUUCUAAAUUUUAACGUUUUUAAAAAAAAGAUUUUCUUCUUUAUUAUUAUCCAUACCCUAAUUAAUUUACUCUAUUUAAAAUCCUCACGCUAAGCAACAACCUCUAAUUCAGAUUUAAAACCCUUUAAAACACAAGCGUCAACAUUUAAAAACAUCAACAAACACAAAUACCAAUCCACACAAACUCACACAUAAGUCUUGUUACAUUGUCAAGUUGAAUCAAGAAUCAAGAAUCAAGAAUCAAGAAAAUGGAGGAUUCAGGGCGUGGAGGAGAUCAUUUUCCAGGUUUUGAGAUGAGAGUUCACAACGACAAUUGUGUUUUCCGGCGAUCUCUUAGCUGCCGGCUUCAGAGACGAGCUCCUUGUCCUCUCCUCUUACCACCAAUACCUCCUCCUUCUUCUUCCACGGAGGCUCCUUCUACGACCAGCGCCGUUUCUGUGUCUGCGUUUUGUCAAAACGGCACAGAUCCGAUCCCUCUCUUGUCUCCUCUCGUCCUUCCUUCAAUGCUUCAACCUAAUCCAACCACCACCUCUCACUAACUCUUUUUUUUUCCCAUUUUAUUUUAGGUUUCUUCAUUUACUGUAAUGAUUAUUUGGAUUUUUUUUUUUUUCAUUCAAAAGUUGCAAACAUCUAAGUAGAUUCAAAUCUGUUAUUGUCUCUAUUCAAAUUUCACAAAGGUGACGAGGAUCGUCUUCUCCCAAUCUUGAUAAAACUGAAGAUUUUAUUUUCUUAAUAUCAUUUACUAUUUGUACAAUACAUUCUCGACAAUCUUUUUCUUAUUGACUACUAAUAUAUUUUCCAAUGCCACAAUAUUAAUUCCACCAACUUUAGUUUUUGA